Molecule: messenger RNA, 1176 nt
Organism: Trichomonas vaginalis G3
Lineage: Eukaryota; Parabasalia; Trichomonadida; Trichomonadidae
Product: keratin-associated protein family
Exons: 1
Source: RefSeq, a predicted model, not a curated record
AUGAAGAGAAUAAAUGAAAAAGGAAUUGGUGAUAUCAUUAAUGUCAGCGAUGUAAUGAUGAAAAGAAAUUUUGACUCAUUAUUUACAAAACCGAAAACAGAAUAUAGUCUUUAUGACGUAAUUACCGAAUUAAUGAAAAAGAUUAAUGAUAAUAAGAGUUCUGGCGGAAGAGUUGAAUUAGAAGUGAAUGAUGUUAAUGAGAAAUUAGCCGAAAAAGCAGAUAAAAACCACGUUCAUUAUAUAACUUCAGACGAACAGAUUAUAACGGACUACCAUGGAUAUUUAACACGAAGUGAUGAAGCGAAGACAAAAAAUGUUAAUGAAAGAAGAUAUAAAUACAUUCGUGCUAAAGGUUAUGACAUAAGCUGUACUGUACAGUAUGACACAGGUAAAGCACCAGAAGCAUUUAGUUAUAACGAUGAAAUUUAUGCCUCUACUUUCUCUGUUAAUGGUGUAUUAGUUGAACCAAGAUUUAUGUUAAGAGUUAAGGCAAAAAUAACGUUUGAAGAUGCUAUUAAAAGUAAAGCUGACAAAGUUGAACUUGACGCAACGAACAAAGUUUUGAAAUCUCAUAAACACAACAUCUCCGAUAUAAAUGAACUUCAAACUUCUUUAGACAGUAAAGCUGACAAGAACCAUACACAUAAAUCCUUCACUACUGUUAGAGCAGACGACAUAAUAUUGAACUUUGACCUUGGUUCAAGUGCACCAUUAGAAAAUCCAAGUACAAGCGUAAAAGAUACUCUUAACAGUUUAGAUAACAGUUGCAGGAACAUUGAAAGUCAUGCCAGAAACUUUGAAGCACAUGAACUACCAGCAAUGUUAGAUAAGAAAGCAGACAAGAACCAUACACAUAAAUCCUUCACAACUGUUGCUAUAGAAAGUAUUGAAGGAACGGUUGAAGAAACUGGUGGGGAUGCAUUAUAUUGUAAACCUCCUAACUUUCCACAAGGUUUAACAUCGGAUGACGACAUAACGACGAUGAGAAACAUUAGAUGUAAAGAUGUUUAUGUCAUGAAGGAUGAACAUAAUAUUAAAUUCACUGCUCAAGAUUUAUAUGACAAGAAAGCAGACAAGAACCAUACACAUAAAUCCUUCACUACUGUUAGAGCAGACGACAUAAUAUUGAACUUUGACCUUGGUUCAAGUGCACCUUUAGAGAAUCCGAGUACAAGC